CACACUUCUCUGCUUUUAAAUAAUUGUUACUGACUGUUCCGCAGAGUGAACUACUUGAAUACUUGUACAGGAAAUGUAUUAAUAUUACCGUUUUUUCAUUAACAGAGAUUACAACCUAGUCACCAUUGAUGUAGAAAAUUUCACUGCUGCUCAAGCAACGAUGACUCGGAGGAUACACUUGUUACUAGUGUCAACCACCGCGUUUCUGUUCAUGACCAUUCUAUCAUCAAGCCUUACACAAGGAGCAGAAAGAUCUGUGUAUAUCAUUGAAUCUCCUCUGUUUGAUUUCUUCAUGGCACCAAACAUGACCUUUGACCGAGGAAGCGCAAAGGUUAUUCUCCCAGGACUGAAUAAUUGCAGCUGCCGAUCAGCUUGCUUCACCUAUGGUGAUGGAUGCAAGGCCUGGUCAAUUGUUUCCUUGGGGAAUGGGUUGACUGAAUGCCGAAUUGCUGACGAAGGACCCAUGACACUUGUGCCGUACAAAAACGAAAGCUCCACAUACUUCUUCAAGAUGUCUAGUGUGCCUGGAACAUACAAAUGGGAAGCAGACAACCUUCUUUACGUAGCACUGACCAGUAAUAUGACUACCCAAGAUGCAAAGGCCAACUGUGCAAAAAUUCCUGGUCACAGACUGAUCAUCGUUAAAUCAAAAGCAACCUACGACCACUUCCUUGCUCGUGCAGCAGGUAAUGGGGUACCAUUUUGGGUUAUGGACCUCAACAAGAUAAAUGGAAAUGAAACGGUUUGGGGAGAUGGAACGCUUCCCGAUCUGGCAAUCGUUACCAUAGAUCUCAAUAAUCCUAAUGAACUGACUUUUGUAUUGUACGCGGGUCGAAUCGAAGAUGCAGCCGAAUAUCAAGGACCCUUUCGAGUGCUUUGCCAAGCAAACCCACUUGGGGUUGGAUGGUAAAGGUUAUUCAGCAGUAUACAUGUACACUCAAAGUCACAAACUCCAGCAAAAGUUCCCAAGCCAACUCAGGACAUAACAUCUUAUUUGAGAUACAAGGGAAUUAGCCUGUUUUGAAGACCUGAACAGGAAUAACAGCUAAAAUAUCUGAACCUUUCUUGUGACUAUUCGAUAAUGUUACCAGCAAAAGUAUGAAGAAACCUGAAACUAUUUAAUCCUGCUUCAUCAGCGUCUUAAAAGAUAUAAUUCUGGAAGCAUUUUGAAGUCAUAAAUUCGUAAUGGUGAGAGCAAGAGGCUAUUCAAGUAUUCCAGGAUACCGGGACAGACACUGAAGUAUACUGACGCGCUCUAAAAAUGGGUAAAUCGAAGAGAAUUAACAGAUAAAAGGACAAUUAAAAUAGCAAUAAACUCCUGUUCACUGAAUCAAAUAAGGAAAUAAAACUCAAAAAUGACUAAAACCACUUGUUAAGACUUAAUCUUUUGAUCAUUAAC
Messenger RNA from Macrobrachium nipponense, 1399 nucleotides. RefSeq lists its product as uncharacterized. The coding region runs from base 161 to 910 and encodes 249 amino acids. The transcript has 4 exons. Lineage: Eukaryota; Metazoa; Arthropoda; Malacostraca; Decapoda; Palaemonidae. The record is from RefSeq and is a predicted model, not a curated record.